GAGCAAACAGUGAACGGAAAAUAAAAUAAAUAAAAAGUGUUUGAAUCGAGUGGCAAAUAUUGAUUUGAUGGCGGGGCCAUUUAUAUCGCCGCUGCCGGGCGAUCUGCUCACGGAGUACAUGUUCGGCAGGCGGCGGCAACGACGCAAUCGGACCACAUUCACGCCACAGCAGCUGCAGGAACUGGAGGCACUCUUCCAGAAGACCCACUAUCCGGACGUCUUCCUGCGCGAGGAAGUCGCCCUGCGCAUCAGCCUAAGCGAGGCGCGCGUCCAGGUGUGGUUUCAGAAUCGUCGCGCCAAGUGGCGCAAACAGGCGCGUCUCCAGCUGCUGCAGGAUGCUUGGCGGAUGCGUUGCCUCAGUCUGGGAACGCCGCCCGUCAUAGCCGGAGGCGGUGCGAACAGGCCAGCCAAUAAUGGUACAGCCAGCAAUGGAAACAAUCAAAUGCCUGAAAAUCUAUCGGCGGGCAGUACAACGGCUAGCAAAGAAUCAUUGAUCAACGAUGGAGCCGUCAACGAUGCUGUGCCGCUGGCUAAUGGACAAAGCGCAACAAAUUUUACAAUGAUGCAUCCGGCAUUCCAGCAUCAACAGCAGCAGCAGCAUCCGCAGUCCGAGCACGAGAAGCUGUCAAAAACCUACACAGAACUGAAACUGUAUAAGGAGUCGACGGCGCAUGGCGUCACCCAACUGGAUCUGGGCGGAAUGACUGCACUUGGCCAUAACUCUGACGAGGGUUCCGAUGGGUCGGAUUCCGAGGAAAUUGAUCUAACCUCGGGUGCCUGCAUCGAUUUCUCACAGAGCACCAAACUGCAACAGCAGCAGCAACAGCAACAACAACAGCAGACUUCAAAUGGAGUGCACUAGGCCGAUACGUGUCUAUAUAUGGUGUAUAUAUAUAAGGAGACGGAAUGAUUUAUGCAUGUGAUGUGUAUUGAUUGCAUUGCCCUUUAUAUUUGCCUCUUUGUUUUUUGUUUUUUGGUUUCAAAUACAGACACAAUUCAAACAUAAAACUUAGACUUGCGUAACGGUUUUUUUGUUGUUGUAUUUUUUA
Molecule: messenger RNA, 1049 nt
Organism: Drosophila grimshawi
Lineage: Eukaryota; Metazoa; Arthropoda; Insecta; Diptera; Drosophilidae
Product: diencephalon/mesencephalon homeobox protein 1-A
Exons: 2
Coding region: 68-862 (264 amino acids)
Biological process (GO): regulation of transcription by RNA polymerase II
Molecular function (GO): RNA polymerase II transcription regulatory region sequence-specific DNA binding; DNA-binding transcription factor activity, RNA polymerase II-specific
Source: RefSeq, a predicted model, not a curated record